GUAGUGGUUAUGUGUAUGAGUUGAGGCUUCCUUUUACUUGUGUUUAUAGUUUUACCAUCGGCCUGUUUUGCCUUUGUGUGUGUAAGUUGAAAGGUUAAGUGAGCUUUGACCGCACAAUCUGGAUGAUGUGGAACCCGUGGUUAGUACUAAGUUUUGCGGCUAUGACCCAAUGUCACAGUCCGGCUAUAAUGUGGCCAGCUGAUCAGUUCGCACUAGCGGAUGGUCAAUCUGCUCUAGAGACGAUGUCGCUAGAGGACUUUCAGAAGAUGUUCCAAGAUAAAAAAGUGGUGGUUUUCCAUAAGUACAGUUUUACGAUUGAAAACGUGGCCUACCCGUCCAAGCCCAUCCAUUAUCUACAGACAGUUGAUGCGAUUGCACUACAAAACAUCAAAUCUGCUCAUCGUAUGUUGGCUUCACUAACCGAAUCGGACUCGGUGAAGAUUGUCCAGCUAGACAAUGGCAAUUUGGCUGACCAGGAUCAAUUGAUCAAGGAUACAAUGGAGGCAAACCCCGGGUUCGCUGGAAUUCUGAUUGGAUUGGGAUCAGGUUCGCAACGAAGUCGUCGUGCUGCUGAUGACAAGUCCAAAGCUGCUUGCGAAAAGCGUGGUACAUCAGAGAAGUGUAUAGCGUACGUUGCGGCAGUCAAGGUUGGUGCCUCUGGUACUGGUAAGUGCGAAAUUCAUUGUCCUGAAGAGAAAUCGCUAACAAUUGAAGUCCAAGACAACAAUGAUACCGCUAUUGCCACUAUCAAGGUCGUUGAACACUCUGGCGGCUACCAGCUCAGCGUAGAUGGUGACCAGUACAAAUUCGAUGUGGAUGCCAAAAGCACUUGGACACCGUAUUCGUUCUCGUUCUCUUGCGCCGAGCUUAAACUCAUCCCGACGGCGAAGAACACGCAGAAAGACGUGUACUUCUUGAGCGGCCUACAGCUCUGGCCAAAGGCGGGCAAGGAGACGUUCGGCGAUUCCUUCGAUUGUUCGACGUGGUUUACGCCCCAACUCUGGAUGGGCUUCUUGAUUUCGCUCUUCUACUCGGCGAUACUCUUCGUUGCCAUUCUAUUCCUAUUAGAUGUGAAGACCAACGACCGUUUCGACGACCCGAAGGGCAAAACUAUCACCGUUAACGUGUCUGAGUAACGGAACGGAUCUGCAGUUAUCUUGAGCACGAAUAGCAGACGUGAUUCGCAAAGGAAAGCUUCUAAUCUUAUUAAUUAGUGGUAGUUAUUGAAGUUUAGGUUAUUGCGGAGGUGAUGGCUUCAGAAUCAGAUGACUUUUUAACAAGCAACAUCUCGAUGAAGACGCUAAUGUAUGUAAUCGUGAAUGCAUCAAAAAGUUUCAGUUCAAAA
Molecule: messenger RNA, 1345 nt
Organism: Varroa destructor (honeybee mite)
Lineage: Eukaryota; Metazoa; Arthropoda; Arachnida; Mesostigmata; Varroidae
Cellular component (GO): proton-transporting V-type ATPase complex
Molecular function (GO): ATPase activator activity
Source: RefSeq, a predicted model, not a curated record